GCUGCAGCGCUAUACGCUGUCACACGCCCCUCGGCGCUGAUUGGCCGACUGCGCACAGGGAGGAAGCGGCCGCGGAGGGGACGGCGCGGUGACGUGACAGGGGCGUGUGCGGGCCGCGAACUCCCGUGGGACCGGCCGGCAGGGGAGAGAUGAGGAUGCGGCGUCCGGCCCGGCCGUCCUAGCAGCGGCCUCGCACGUCUCUCAGCCCCCGCAGCGCCAUGGGGAACACGGUCAGCUGCUGCGUCUCCCCGGGCGCCAGCCCCAAGCUGGGCCGUGCCCGCGGGAUGCCGGAGCGCCCCGACCCCUACCAGGUGGAAGUGGAGCUGAGCGAGGCGGAGCCCGGCCCGCACCUGCAGCACAUCAGCGACCGGGAGCUGCCCGACGACCUAGCACCGGAGUCUAACCCGUCUGACCACGCCAGAGCAAGCACAAUAUUCCUCAGCAAAUCCCAGACCGAUGUGAGAGAAAAGAGGAAGAGUAACCACAUAAAUCACCAGGUCUCUCCGGGACAGCUGACCAAGAAGUACAGCUCUUGUUCCACAAUCUUCUUAGAUGACAGCACAGUCAGUCAGCCUAACCUCAGAAGCACAAUAAAAUGUGUUACCUUAGCAAUAUAUUAUCACACAAAGAACAGGGACUCUGACAGAUCCUUGGACAUAUUCGAUGAGAAGCUGCACCCCCUAACGCGUGAAGAGGUGACCGACGAUUACUGCAAACAUGACCCGGAACACAAGCACAUCUACCGAUUUGUACGCACGCUCUUCAGCGCCGCCCAGCUUACGGCAGAGUGCGCCAUUGUCACUUUAGUUUACCUGGAAAGGCUCCUGACGUAUGCAGAGAUUGAUAUUUGCCCCAGUAACUGGAAAAGGAUCGUGUUGGGGGCAAUUCUCCUGGCCUCCAAGGUUUGGGACGAUCAGGCAGUGUGGAAUGUGGAUUACUGUCAGAUCCUGAAGGAUAUUACUGUAGAAGACAUGAAUGAAAUGGAGAGACACUUCCUGGAGCUGCUUCAGUUCAACAUAAACGUCCCUGCCAGCGUCUAUGCCAAAUACUACUUUGACCUGCGUUCUCUGGCGGAUGACAAUAACCUCAGUUUUCUCCUGGAGCCGCUCAGCAAUGACAGGGCACAGAAGCUAGAGGCUAUCUCCAGGCUCUGCGAAGAUAAGUACAAAGACCUCUCCAAAGUUGCCAUGAGGCGGUCAAUCAGCGCUGACAACUUAGUGGGCAUUCGGCGUACUAAUGCCAUCAUCUCCUGAGGCAACCUCCAGCUGCAGCUUCAGCGCGCGGCAACGGUUACCCCAGCACCAUCCAGCUUCCCACACACGUUUUCAAGCCAGCAGGAGGGUUGCAGGGGGGGGAGUCACGGGACAGUGAACCCAGAGACGCCGCAAAGCCCCCAUCCUAGAGACUAAGGGGCACACGUCAUGGUGAAGCAGGAGAGGGUGUAAUAAGAAGGAGCACAGAAUAACCAGCGGGGUGGCAGACACUAAACCCACCCUCCGUUGUCCCUCCACUACCUACAUUUGUAUGCUUACUGUGUAGGCCUAUAGCUGUGAACCGAGACUUUUUAACACUAUAUAGUUUGACAUAGUAGACGCUAAAACACUAAUCGUGUGAGUGUAGUUACAUUUUUAUUGGCCCUUUUUGUUCUGCAAUUAUCCCGCAGUGUUAUUACAGACCCUUUUUUAUUUUAUUUUUUUUAGUUGUCGAAUACAAAUCCUUUUUUUUUUCUUUUUCUUCUAAAGCUUCUGAAGAAGUUUGAGGGUCUGCAAUCUGUAAUUCAAUCCGUAUGCAAUGCUCCGUCUGUCACUGGCCCACCAGCACAACACGCCACAAAACUGUUUCUUAUGAUGGUCACUGUCCAAAGAAAUGAUGUGUAUUUUUGGAACAAACCGACUUGAACUACUGUAGUUAAUGGUGCUCCCUCUCCCCGAAAAAGUGAUGCGUUACAAGACGCUGCAAAAAAUGACAAACUUCUGAGGAUUUUUUUUUUCCGUUUUACGCCACUUUCCGCGUCUCGGUGAUGUAACAGAUGUAUUCCGUGCACUACCCGCUGUUCUGUUGGCGUUGCUUUAGUGUGAUCUGUUUCUCUGAACUAAGGGUUACGGCCCGUCACCAUCACACUCCCGCUUGGCGUCUACGGAUUACGGAAGAUCUCUACAAUUCUGAUUACCUCGGACCUCCCAUCCUCGACGUCUGUGACCUGUCGCAUGUGGCCGUGCUGCAGUGUCUUAAUGCUGCGUGAUCAUUCAUGUUUGGGUCCCACGGUGAAAGGCGACGUGUUGCAGCUACAAGAUCCGCUGUAUAUAAUGUCUGUGUUCUGCUGUCGUUUUCUAUGAGCAUUACAAUUUCAACAAAACCGUAUGGGGGGGGGGAAACCCUGCUUGCUAGAUCUUUAUAAACUGUCCCAUACCUUGCGGUAACAUGGAUAGGUGUGUAUGCCAAAGGAUACAAUUGUUUUGGGAACACGGUGUAGUCGACUGUUACUUCUGAUCCGGUGAGAAGUCGGACCCCUCCAGAUGAGUGGCGCGCGCCCCCUUUUAAGUUUUAAUAAAAUAUAAAACUUAAGUUGACUUUGCAUCCCAAAGUCAACUUAGCCUGUAGUUGCCUCUUUAUAAAGGUUAGUGCAUUAGCCGUAAACCUUUUAUUUAGUGGCCUCUAUGAUACAGAAGGUCUCCUUCAAAAGUCAAACCAUUUUAAGAUUUCUAACCAUUGUCGGCUAACACAAAUACCUAUUCUUUUAAUGCCAAUAAAUGAUGACCUAUUGAAUGUUGGUUUCUACACACAGUUUCUUUUUCCAGGAAAUAUUCCUAUUUGCCUCCUCUCAUCUUAUUUCAUCACACCCUCUCCAGCUUACAGCAACCAAAAUGUUACUCCGUAUGUAUAAUUACCGUGCACGUAAUACGCAGCAGAAUGCUGGUGUGAAUGAUCCAGGUAUUGCAUUGGUCAGUAAGAAGCAGAACACAGCUACUCAUUUAAUUGUGCAGGUCAUGGUGGAGUCCUAAGUACUUUCAAUAGGGAUCCAUUCAAAAUGGGAAGCCAGUGCUUUUUGCAUGAGGGAAGACUGUUCAUUUUGCUAUGAAGCCGAAAUUUUCCCAAAGUUGUAUGUUAAACCCUGUCCAGCUGUAACUGCUCUAAGUCCGCCUGUCACAGAAGUCAUUUUGGGGACCAGAUUUGAAUCCUGUAUCAGAAAGCUUUGUCACCACUCCGAUAAUGAGAAAGCUACUUUUAAAAUCCAUUUUACUUUUCAUUCUUUCCUGUAUAUCCCCCAAUAUUGUUAAUAUGUCCAGUUGACUGUGCUACAACCAGGCCACAUGUAUGGAAAUAAGCCCAGAUUGGAUGGCUGCAAUGUUUCUUUAAAUGUGCACCGAGGUUUGUUUGUUUUUCUUUUAAAUCUAUCCAUUGACUUUUGUAAAGUAUAAGGUUUUUUCCUAAAAUUCUACUUUGGCGUGUGCAAAAGGCAAGGGCUGUCUGCUUAUUUCGUCAUACAAACAUGACGCUGACAUUUCACAUGAGGUCUUGUCUUAGAUGUAAAUUAAAUGAUUUCUCGCCUCUUUAAACAUUAUAACACAAUGGUUUGGGUGACAGGAUUACAUUAAUACAGUCAUCACCUGGGGGGGGGGGGGGGUAUAUUGGGGCUCGGUCGUUCGCAUCUUGGCCUUAAUUUACAAAGUGGCAUCGCAGAGUCUCUGGUUUUGGACGCUGGAUUUUAAGGGGCUACAAUACUGAACAAAAAAAAACCACUUCUGUUUUCUGUAUUUAGGGGCCCAUUUAUCAAUGAGUGAUCAAAUUCAUUGCAUAUGAUCAAUGGUGCUCCAGCCAAUCGGCUCCCAUCUGUCAUUUUUCAAACACAUGACAGUUGGGAUCUGGUUGGCUGGCGCACCAUGUAUCAUACGCAACGAGUUUUAUCAUUCACAGCGAGAUUUAUUAUUCGUUGAUAAAUGAGCCCGUUAAAAGUAAAAGUGACGCUUGGUAAAAUUUGCUCCCCCUCCUUAUUUUUAUGGAACUGUGGCUCAUACGGAGGGGCAAAGCAGGCUACAGUAUUAGUUUUAUAAUUCUAGCGCGGUUAUCCUCUCUGCGCGGCGUUGUGUAGCAGGGGGUCCCAAAAACAAAUCGGUUUAUUCUGAAACUAAUGCUACGUUUUCAGGUGGAUUUGCUUUCUCAUGUUUAUAUUCAAAAAUAAUAAAUAAAAGCUAAUAAACUCUCUAUU
Messenger RNA from Pseudophryne corroboree (corroboree frog), 4207 nucleotides. It is a transcript of the gene CCNYL1, whose product is annotated as cyclin Y like 1. Gene Ontology annotation, molecular function: cyclin-dependent protein serine/threonine kinase activator activity; protein kinase binding. Gene Ontology annotation, biological process: regulation of canonical Wnt signaling pathway; regulation of cyclin-dependent protein serine/threonine kinase activity. Gene Ontology annotation, cellular component: plasma membrane. Lineage: Eukaryota; Metazoa; Chordata; Amphibia; Anura; Myobatrachidae. Bases 219 to 1253 code for a protein of 344 amino acids. The record is from RefSeq and is a predicted model, not a curated record. The transcript has 10 exons.